AUCUCUCAGGUGUGGAACAUGACUCUGGUGCAGCUGCUGCGCAGUGUGCACACGCUGGGGCUGGACCGGGGCCGGCGCCAGGUGCGCUCGCUGGAGCAGGAGGUGCUGUGGCGGACCUGGCGCCAGCUGGCAAACCUGGCUGAGCACCUGGCCGGGGCCCAGGGCAAGGACAGCCAGUACCUGCUGCCCGAGGUGCUGCACAAGCUGGAGUUGCGCUGGACCGAGCUGGAGGGGACGCGCAGUGUGGUAAUGCUCAUGGCCAAGGUGGGACACCUGUCACCUACACUCAUGGAGCGCCUGGAGGACAAGGUGCUGGAGCUGGCGGAUCAGCUGUCCCCAGAGGAGCUGUGCCGCGUGGCUGUGGCCCUGGCGCUGCAGCAGCGCCGCAGUGUGCCCCUGCUGCGAGCCCUGUCCUACCACCUGCUCCAGAGGCACAUGGAGCUGCAACCGUCAGGCCUGCUGGACCUGCUCUUCGCAUACAGUAAGCUGAACUUCAUGCAGCCUCAGGUGCUGCAGCGCCUGUCGACUGACCUGCAGCCACACCUGCCCACGAUGACACCUGCGCAGGUGACACGCUGUGCUCGUUGCUUCGCCGCCCUGCGCUGGCUCUGUGCCCCCCUCUGCGAGGCCAUCGCUCAGUAUUGCCUGGACAACACGGAACGCCUCUCAGCCACUCAUCUCUGUGGGAUAAUCCUGGCCUUCGCUCGCCUCAACUUCCAGCCCAGCAUAGGACAGGAGUUCUUCUCAAUGGUCCAUGGGCAGCUGCAGGGGCAGAUGGAGCAGCUGGAGCCUCACCUGCUGACAGAUGUGGUGUGGGCACUGUGUAUCCUGCAGCAGGUACAGCCCUGUCACCUGAGCCACGUGCUGGCACCAGAGUUCCAGAGCCGACUACGAGGUGACACGUCCCCGAGGGCUGAGAGCUCAUGGCUGAAGCUCAUCCACAUCAACGCCACAGCGCGGCUGGAGGCUGUGGGCUAUGAGGGGCCCUUCCUGCCCCCUGAGGCACUGGGGGGGGACAGGGGCAAGGACAAGGACAAGGCCACCCCCCUGCAGCGAGGGCUGCGGGAGGCACUACCAGGGGCACUGGGGGGACAUGACCUCGGCCGCUACGACAUGCGUACGGUGUACGGCUGGGACAUCGAUGCUGAGGUGGUGCUGGACAGUGACAACAAACCUCUGCCUGUGAGGGACUUCGUUGCCCCACACCUGUCCCACUCUGAGGGGACAAAGCCACUGCCACCCGGGGCCAAGAGGUUAGCAUGCCUGCUCGGGGAGUUCCCGCAGCUGAGCUGCCUGGGGCGGGAGGUGCUGGGCCGCGGGGCCCUGGCGAGGCGGCACCUGCGGGCGGCAGGACUCCUGCUGGUGGAGGUGCCUCACUAUGAGUUCCUGGAGCUGAAGUUGGAGCGGCAGCGUGUGGCAUACCUGAGGGACAAGGUGGCCAAGGCUGUGGCCACUGAAAUGGCCACUGAUGCAGCUACCUAG
Acanthisitta chloris (rifleman) is the source of this 1482-nucleotide messenger RNA. RefSeq names its product transforming growth factor beta regulator 4 (gene FASTKD4). The record is from RefSeq and is a predicted model, not a curated record. Gene Ontology annotation, biological process: mitochondrial RNA processing; regulation of mitochondrial mRNA stability. Lineage: Eukaryota; Metazoa; Chordata; Aves; Passeriformes; Acanthisittidae. The transcript is spliced from 9 exons. The annotation marks the transcript as partial. Gene Ontology annotation, molecular function: RNA binding. Gene Ontology annotation, cellular component: ribonucleoprotein granule; mitochondrial matrix.